Meloidogyne enterolobii is the source of this 168-nucleotide messenger RNA. The record is from the annotation of a GenBank genome assembly. Lineage: Eukaryota; Metazoa; Nematoda; Chromadorea; Rhabditida; Meloidogynidae.
AUGGGAUUUUUCCGCCGAACAAUUUUGCGAAAUCAAAAAUUUACUUGUCGUUUCGACAAAAAUUGUAUUAUUGACAAAAACUUUCGUUGCGCCUGUCGUUAUUGUCGUUUUCAGAAAUGUUUGAGGUUUUUAAUUAUUUUUAAAGUUUUUUUUGUUUGUUUAAAUUGA